CUAUAGUAGGUUGACGAAGAGCAUCUCUAAAACUCUCGCUGUGGCGCUUGCAUCAGAAAAUCAUUUGGUAUUCCACUAUUCUCACCAGCUGAGUCAGGAUUGUACGAACACACGACCAAGCCCUGACCAAGCUGCCCCACUUGCAAAAGGCCCGCAAAUUGAGCAGAAGCUCUGUGUAGGAUCUAUGGACAUCGAAGAAUUUCGCAAGGCAGGCUAUCAAGCCAUCGAUAGGAUCUGUGACUUCUACUACUCGCUCGAGAAGCGACCCGUGGUGCCGCCAGUGCAACCAGGAUAUCUGCUCAAUGCUCUCCCAGAUUCCCCUCCAGAGAAAGGGGAGGAUUUCGGUAUCAUUGCGGAUGACUAUCAGAAAUUGAUUCUGCCCGGUUUGACCCAUUGGCAGCAUCCAUCUUUCUUUGCCUAUUUUCCGACAGCAUGUACGUUUGAAGGAAUGCUUGGCGACCUGUACUCGAGCAGCACGCCCAACCCAGGUUUCAACUGGUCAAGUAGUCCUGCGUGCACAGAGCUCGAGAUGGUCACUAUGGACUGGUCCGCGAGGAUGCUGGGAUUAGCCGAUCACUUCUUGAACAGCUCUGGGACCGGAGGCGGCGUCAUCCAGACAACUUCUUCCGACUCUGCUCUUGUAGUGGCAGUUGCGGCGCGCUCCCUUUACCAGCGCACGCGUCCGGGGACCAAUCUAGAGAAACUUGUGAUAUACGUGACCAGCCAGACGCAUUCCCUAGGUGUAAAAGCCAGCCUUGUCCUUGGCCUCGAAUGCCGCAUUCUCGAUGUGCGCGCCGAGGAUGAGUAUGCGCUGCGAGGCGAGACGCUCAAGGCCGCGUUGGAAGAGGACAUCGGCAAGGGGAAGCACCCUUUCGUCCUAAUUGCUACUGUGGGAACGACCUCUUCGGGCGCCAUCGACCGCUUGGACGAGAUCGGGGAAGUCGCGAAGGACUACCCUUCCCUGUGGAUCCAUGUGGACGCGGCGUGGGCCGGCGUGACCCUGGCAUGUCCAGAAUAUCGCAAGGUUGCACGGCUGGAGGAAAUCAACAAAUAUGCAGCGUCCAUCGGCACCAAUUUCCACAAGUGGGGUCUGGUCAACUUUGAUGCUGCCCUCCUGUGGGUUAAGAGCCGCGAGGAUCUCACGGACGCCCUGGACGUCACACCGGAGUUUUUGCGCACGAAGCAGAGCGAUGCAGGCGCCGUCAUCGACUACCGCAACUGGCAUCUAGGUCUUGGCCGCCGCUUCCGCUCCCUAAAGAUCUGGUUCGUCCUCCGCAGCUAUGGCGUGGAGGGCUUCCAGAAGUACAUCCGGAAGUGCAUCGAGCUAAACAGACACUUCGCCGCGCUGGUUGAGGCAUCCCCUGACUUCUCCAUCGUCACGCCACCAUCUUUCGCGCUUACCGUGUUCCGCCUCAUUCCACGCGGCGCCGAGCUGUCUGAGGAAUCGCUGAAUGACCUCAACCGCUCGCUGUACGCGCGCCUUGGCGCCCGACAUGAGGUCCUGCUUACGCAGACGUUGCUGAACGGGACGUUCUGUGUGCGUUUUGCGGUGGGCGCGGAACGCACGAGGAAGGAGCACGUCGAGCAUGCAUGGCAGCUGAUUCAAGAGGAGGCGGGUGUGGCGCUCAAGGAUUGGACGGCGAGAGUUGCGAAGUAGAAUGCAUAGUUUCUGCAAUGAUUGAGGAGAAUAAAGAUGUAGCAUGAAAGGGUCCAUAGGUUAUAUGUACAGAACGCACUCGAAUG
This is a messenger RNA of Postia placenta MAD-698-R-SB12, 1743 nucleotides long. RefSeq lists its product as hypothetical. The transcript is spliced from 12 exons. Gene Ontology annotation, molecular function: carboxy-lyase activity; pyridoxal phosphate binding. NCBI's taxonomy places the organism in Eukaryota, Fungi, Basidiomycota, Agaricomycetes, Polyporales, Adustoporiaceae. The coding region runs from base 185 to 1657 and encodes 490 amino acids. The record is from RefSeq and is a predicted model, not a curated record. Gene Ontology annotation, biological process: amino acid metabolic process.